Priceomyces carsonii is the source of this 1911-nucleotide messenger RNA. RefSeq lists its product as uncharacterized. Gene Ontology annotation, cellular component: plasma membrane; cytosol; cytoplasm. Gene Ontology annotation, biological process: ubiquitin-dependent endocytosis. Lineage: Eukaryota; Fungi; Ascomycota; Pichiomycetes; Serinales; Debaryomycetaceae. Gene Ontology annotation, molecular function: ubiquitin protein ligase binding; protein-macromolecule adaptor activity. The coding region runs from base 1 to 1911 and encodes 636 amino acids. The record is from RefSeq and is a predicted model, not a curated record. The transcript has a single exon.
AUGGUCAGGAACCAUAGUUCUAACCUUGCUUUUUUUGAUGUUAAGCUUAAAUCAAACCACAAAGACUUGAUUCUUAUUAAGGGUAAUGAAUCAGAAUGUGAUUCUAUUCCAUUUGAAGGCUCUGUAAAACUCUCUAUAAAUGAAGAUAUGCAUGUGAGACGAAUUAAACUCAAUUUGAUAUCUGAGUUCAACAUUGAGUUCGUUCAAAGAUCUAACGGAUACAUAGUGAACCUGGUUGUCGAAAGACUAUGUGCUUUGAAAGUGACCUGGAGUAAUUUGUUGACUUCUCCCGACGGAUGCAUAAAAUUCGGUGAUUAUGGCGAUAAAUACAUUAAAUAUCAAAAGCUAGGUUCUCUAAAGAAAUCCAAAGAAGCAAGUUCUCCAGCAAGUGAGAGACCAUCUUAUCUGAGAACUAAAUCUCAACCUUCGUUGGAUGGCAUAUCGAGCUCUUUGAUAAGGCUUCCCAAGAGUGGAAUUGAUGGAACUCCUUUUAAGGGCCAGAAAUCAUCGCCCCUUCACUCAUAUUUAUUACCUAAAGGAAACUAUAAUUUACCUUUCAAGAUAUAUCUACCUGCAAACAUACCUGAGACGGUAGAAGGCUUGAAAUGUAGCCAGUUACUAUAUAAGGUGACAUGCACUAUAGAAAGGGGUCGUUUUGAAAAGGCAAUUCAAAAGUCAAAGCAUAUAAGAAUCGUAAGAACAUUGCACCCAAGAAACUUGAAUUUAACCGAUAGCAUCGAUGUGAAUAAUUCUUGGGCAGGGAAGCUUCAGUAUAAUGUGUCUAUCCCAAAAAAAGGGCUUCCCAUUGGAGCAACAGUUCCUAUUAAUAUAUUAAUCGUUCCUAUAGCUAAAGGAUUGACGCUCAAAGGCUUGACUGGAUCAAUAGUGCAGAAUUAUCGCUUGGCGUAUAAUGAAGGCGUACUUUCCGAAUUUGAACAAGUGGGAAAACAGAACAUGCCAUUCCUGGAGCCAGAAUCUGUAGAUGAAUGGCAUGUCAAAACAUUUUUUAAGGUACCAGAGCGUCUUUCUGAAAUUACUCAAUCUUGUGAUCUCAAAGAUAACAUUUUGCAAGUUAGACAUAGAUUGAGAAUUGCAAUACAAUUAAAGAACAAAGAAGGACAUAUAAGUGAAGUUAGAGCAAACCUUCCCGUAUGUAUAUACUUGAGUGCAAAUGCAGGGCACGUCAUUGGAAAGCAUUAUGAGGUUGAGCCUCAUAAUGGAUAUUUUAUUCCAGAUAGUUCGAAGGAGGAUGUCUUGUUUAAAAAAGAUAAGAGAGAAAGCAAUUCAAUUCCGCAAAGUCCAGAAGAAGAAAUUGAGGAAUUUGAGGUAAACGAUAUGGACAGAGACGAUGACGCUCCGCCUGUCUACAACCAGCAUUACUUAGAUAAAGUUUAUGAUAUGUCGCUGCCUCAAAUGUACGGGGAUUUUAGAAGUCCCAGCAAUCCGUCUUCCCCAACAGGUUCAAAUCCUUCGACGCCAAAUAUUUCAGGUUAUUUUAAUUUGGAUGUCACUAAAUUGAAGCCAGUUGAUCGGGAUGCGAGACCCAGAACUCCAAGUUUACCUCUCCUGAAUAAGGUACCUUCUUACGAAGAGGCAAUUGAUGAAGAUGAUGAUGUAGCUCCAGACUUGGCUCCUACCUAUAGCAACAAUGCUUCGAAGGAGAAAGAUUCAAAUAUAAUCUUGUCCAUCCCUAAGGCAAAGAGUGCUCACUUCAUAAGCCAGAGACCACUAUUGGCUAAGAGCUUUUCUCCAAACGCUUUCGGUCGAAAUCAUCCGCCGUCGCUGGCCACCUCUCUAGCUUCAGAUGGAAGUCCUGGUGCUUCUAGACAUUUAUCUGCACAUUCAAGGUCAUCAUCAACACACUUUAAGAUAGGAAGCAUUCCCUUAAAAGUUAGUAAGAAAAAAGAAUAA